GGCAGAUAGCCCCAACACACCACCCUGCACACAGAAAAUACUCAUUGGUCUUCACUAGUGAAAUAAGCAAUGGGUUGCUAAGGGCCAACUUGCCUGAACAGGCUACACAAGAACCUCAGAGCCCAACCCAUUGUGAAGAAACAUGGGUUACUUCUGAGGUUCUAGAAUUCCCAGAAGCUCUGCUUCAGCACUGGGAGCUUUUGCUUGCAGUUUGCUUCAUAGCUCUGUGAAAAAGCUGUGGCCCACACUGGGGUCCCCUCUUUUCCUAAAUCCAGAUGAACAUGUUUCUCUUACUAAUGAGUCUUUAUCUGCUUGGAUCGGCCAGAGGAACAUCAGGUCAGCCUGAUGAGCUUUCUGGCUCCAUAGAUCAUCAAACUUCAGUUCAGCAACUUCCAGGUGAGUUCUUUUCACUUGAAAACCCUUCUGAUGCUGAGGCUUUAUAUGAGACUUCUUCAGGCCUGAACACUUUAAGUGAGCAUGGUUCCAGUGAGCAUGGUUCAAGCGAGCACACUGUGGCCGAGUACACUUCUGGAGAACAUGCUGAGAGUGAGCAUGCUUCAGGGGAGCCUGCUGCGACUGAACAUGCUGAAGGUGAGCAUACUGUAGGUGAGCAGCCUUCAGGAGAACAGCCUUCAGGUGAACACCUCUCCGGAGAACAGCCUUUGAGUGAGCAUGAGUCAGGUGAACAGCCUUCAGAUGAACAGCCUUCGGGUGAACAUGCCUCUGGUGAACAGCCUUCAGGCGAGCACGCUUCAGGUGAACAGUCUUUGGGUGAGCAUGCUUUGAGUGAAAAGCCUUCAGGGGAACAGGCUUCAGGUGCACCAAUUUCAAGCACAUCUACAGGCGAGCCACGUUUGGGCACAAUAUUAAAUUGCUACACAUGUGCUUAUAUGAAUGAUCGAGGAAGAUGUCUUCGUGGAGAGGGAACCUGCAUCACUCAGAAUUCCCAGCAGUGCAUGUUAAAGAAGAUCUUUGAAGGUGGAAAACUCCAAUUCAUGGUUCAAGGGUGUGAGAACAUGUGCCCAUCUAUGAACCUCUUCUCCCAUGGAACCAGGAUGCAAAUUAUAUGCUGUCGAAAUCAAUCUUUCUGCAAUAAGAUCUAGAAGCCUGGGCCCUUGCUUGUUUUGACUCAGGCAGUAAAAAGCCUCCAUCACUCUAUUUGGCUCAUUUUAUAUUUAGUUCCUUCCCCAGUCAACAACUGACCACAUCUGCCUCUGCCUGAGCAUUAGGAUGCUCAAACAUCCUAUCUUUCUUCUUCUAUUCAUGCUUUUAUCCAUUCUUCUCUGUCCUGUCUUCCCUGCUCCAACUCUCUCUCUCAAUAUUCCUGAUUUUUUUUUUUCAAUAAAUUUCACAUGGUUAAAGCA
Molecule: messenger RNA, 1364 nt
Organism: Pongo pygmaeus (Bornean orangutan)
Lineage: Eukaryota; Metazoa; Chordata; Mammalia; Primates; Hominidae
Gene: ACRV1
Product: acrosomal vesicle protein 1
Exons: 4
Coding region: 276-1103 (275 amino acids)
Source: RefSeq, a predicted model, not a curated record